Molecule: messenger RNA, 4543 nt
Organism: Uloborus diversus
Lineage: Eukaryota; Metazoa; Arthropoda; Arachnida; Araneae; Uloboridae
Product: synaptopodin 2-like protein
Exons: 12
Coding region: 490-2415 (641 amino acids)
Biological process (GO): positive regulation of actin filament bundle assembly
Cellular component (GO): Z disc; nucleus; actin cytoskeleton
Molecular function (GO): actin binding
Source: RefSeq, a predicted model, not a curated record
AAGAUCGUUCAAAACCUUGCCAUUAUUCUUCUGACAAGAAUAUCCGGAGAUUCCCGACGUACGGAAGCUGUGCAUUCGAAUCUUGAUAUUAAGAACGAAAGAUGAGAAAUUCGAACAUGUAAUUCAAGUCGAAGGAAACAAAUCCACAGUGAUUUAAAAAUAGAAUAAGAUGCGGGAAGAAUAUUACAAAGAGCUUCGGUUGGAGAAAAAAGAAUAUCAUAACGAAUGUUCGCAAAUCAAUCUAUUUUCCAAACUACAUGUUUGAAUUGAUUCCGGCAGAUAAAUGUUUGUUGGAAAUUGUUUCCGUCCGAAAAAUGACUAGUAUUAGCUUGAAUAUUUAAUUGAAAAAUGCUUGAUUUGUUGCUGUGACACCCAAAAUCAUGUUUUGAAAAAGAAGAAAGAGUCAAAUUUUCCAUUUUGAGAGAAAAAAGAAAGAGAAAAUCGUGAAAUAUUUUAAAAGAGCUGAGUUAAAUUCUGUGAUCAUAGAACAUGUCUGGAGAAUGCUUAACCAUCUCUUUAAGUGGGGGUGUCCCUUGGGGCUUUCGUCUUCAGGGUGGUGCUGGUACAAAUCAACCUCUCACUGUUUCCAAAGUAAGACGACGGAGCAAAUCAUAUCGUCGUCUGCGGGAAGGGGACGAAAUCCUCACUGUCAACGGACACUCGUGCAGCGGUCUCACAUACGACCAAGUCAUGGAAAUCGCCGACCGGAGUGAUCAGCAGCUCACACUGGCCGUGCGCAGAUCUGAAUGCAAUAAAGAAAAUCAAGCGCCUGAAAUUCCUUCCAAUCGAGCAGAGCAGAAACAAAAGACCGAGGAUUUAACGCUAUCGUCCGAAACGACUACCAAAGUAUCAUCUGAAACGACAGAGCACAAAACUACAGUUGGUGACAUGCCAGACAUAACUCUGGAUACCAUUGAUUUAAAUAACCUCAUCAGCGCCACACAGCGGAAGUUGGAAGAUUUUCGACCGGGAGGAGCAAGUCCUGACAUGUUUAUGGAGGGAAGAAAUUCUCCUGGAUAUUCGAAGUCGACGAUCACUACCACCGAAAGCCAGAUUCGAACAGAGAUCUCCAAAAAUAUGACGACCACUCUUAGGUCUGGAUCCGAAGUUUGCCAGGAAAAAAAAUCCGAAAAAAAACAGAGUGUCCAAGAAGUUCCUAUUUCAAUUCCUUCUGUACCAAAAGCUCCUCCCGAACCAAAAACUUCCCCUGAAAAGAAAACCUUACCUGAAAAGAAAGCUGCUCCCUUAACCCUCGAAGAAGCAUACAAGGAGUGUUUCAAGGAGAUGCAGAGAUUGGAUUCCCAAUCAUUUUCUACAAGUCUUCCAGAUGUCCUGCCAGAGAUAUCUACUCAAUCCUCUGAAAGCUCAUAUGAAACGACAGAGACGCCAUUCGGCACGACCACAACCUUAACGAAAAAAAAAAAAAUGUUUUCGUCUUCAAGCUUCUACGAAGAACCACAGUCUAUCUAUCCCACAGUAGAAGAGCAGGUUGAAAUGGCGAAGAAGAUUGCGUCGUCUCUGGCAGACGACGUCAACAGCAAAUCUAAAGGGUCCAAUAUGUUCCAUAAAAGAGUCAAGCGCUCGACGAAAUGGAUACAUGAAGGACCUGAACCUAGCGAUGAGUCAGAGCCAAGUACACCAGAAAUUCAUGGAGUCGAACCGCCCACACCUGAUCCUUCUCAAGUGCCAUUCAAGCCAUCGAAAGCUCCAUCCAAGCUAAAACUCGUUUUGGAUCCACGCCAUCCAUUAGACGCAAUUUCAUUAAAAUCAUCUGGUAUGUCCAUAAGCGAACACAAUGUUAUAAGCCCUGAAGUUUGUCAUGGACUCGUGAAAGAUCUCCAUUCCCCAGUUGGGAAAGGUGCUGCUCUCUUUGCAAAGCGAAAGAAGAAGUCCGAAGAAUGGGUUGUUGACGAGGAAAAAGUCAGAAAUUUACUCCGGGAACAAGAAAGAAGAGCUCUUCUCAGUAGUCCUGCUCCACCUUUUGGUCUUUCCCAACACCCCCUUGCCAGACAGGAUUCAAAACUUAUCAAGAAAAGUCCAUGGGAGGCAGCUAUGGAGAAUCCUUUUGGCUUAUGUGAUGCUGCAUGGGUAAGUCCAGACCAACUUGCGGAUACUGUCAUAAGAGCUGCUGACCAAAAGAGAGCCAGUGUCGAAAGGAGCCUUACUUCUCCCCCACCCCAAUCUAUCACACCAGUGGCAGCAAUGCAUGAUAUCUAUCAUGCCAAGGCGCCAAAAGGUUGGCAAGGAAACGUUCCAGCUUCUACUUCACCAGCCUAUUUUCCUCCACCUAGUCCUGUAAUAUGUCCUGAGCCUUCAAGUUUUACAAGUGGAUAUCAGCCACAAACUCGGACAAAACCAGUCUAUCAGAACUUCAAUGCUGUGCCUCGAUUGUGGAAAGGAACCACUGCACAUUAAUUCCUACAAAAAAAAAAAAAAAAAAAAAAGACCAAAAAAAAAAAAAGACAAAAAAAAAAAAAAAAAAAGAAGGAGGAGGCAGUUGGAUUGAUAAAUACUGACAAUUUUCAUUGAUCAAGAUAGCAUUAAUCAUCGUGGAAAUGCAGUUUGAUUUCGUGUGUAUUCCAUGCCAGGGGUACAGUGAAACCUGUGUAAGUUGACCACUUGCGGUGCACAACUUUAGUGCUCAACUUAAACAGGUGGCCAACUUACAAAGGUUGAUUUAUAUGAUAAGGCCUAAUUCCGUGCCAGAAAAAAGCGGUAAACUUAGACAGGUGGUCAACUUACAAGGAUGGACAACUUCACAGGUUUUACUGUAUUAAUUUGUAUCGAAAGAAAGAUUUCCUUUUUUUCAUUGUUCAGAUGAUUCAGUUUUAUAUCAAGUUUCAAGCAAGAACAAAUAAAAUGUUCACAAAAUUGAUAAAUUUGUUGUUGUCAACGUAAUAAGAUUUUUAAAUUUGUGUAAUUCUGAAUAUAUUCGAACAGAGUAACCAGUUGCACCCGGGCGGUUGAUUUGAUGACGUCACGAUGAGUGUCCAUAGGAUGUAUUCAGUAAAUUACCGUCCAUUAGCCAGGGCUAAGGAAGAAUUACAUCUACCAGUUUGUUUGGCACUCUUGGCUUCCUUAAGAGGUUUCCCAUCUCCAGCUCAGUCACUUUAAUAUGCCGGGCUGUUGAGUGCUAAUAAGCACGAAACUGCAGUCUUCGGCUGGAAUGACUGAGCUGGCGAUGUAAUUCUGCAUUAGCCCUGGCUAAUGGGCGGUAAAUUACUGAAUAUAUCUGCUUUGCCUUCAAUCUACGAGUUGAAACAAACCAUUGCUUCGGCCACUCGUCUGGUCUGCUGAUUCUAUAUUAGCUACCAGUUUGUUUGGCACUCUUGGUUUCCUUAAGAGGUUUCCCUGUCCAGUUCAGUCUUUUUCCUAUGCCGGGCUGAUGAGUGCUAAUAAGCACAAAACUGCAGUCCUCUUCUGGAAUGACUGAGCUGGCGGUGUUUUCCAUAGGAUGUUUUCAUUGGUUUUUAUCUACCUGUAGCUCUAUUAGAACGCGCCUGGUAAGUCACCGGUUACUCAGUUUAAACAUUCUCAAUAUUUGGUUGUUUGUAGCAAGCAAUUAUUAGUUGAAUAUUGGACUAUGUUAACAGCUAAUUAUGCAAAGUAGUCAAUUUGAAAUAUUGUGAUUGCAAACUACAUCAACUUAUAACACUGGCCGUAACAGAUCGUUUUUUAAAUGAAAACUUGAUUGGGCUACAGCAUUGCUUUGAAGAUGUAAUAAUCAUUUGUGGUAUAUUUUUCUGAAAUACUAUAGGUAAGACUCAGAAGCAACUUAAUGAAGGAAUUAAGUAUUUAACUCAUUAUUCCAUUGUUGCCAGACUGAUUUUUUUUUCAAUUUUAAAAUAAAAAUAUUAAUUAGCUACUUUAAAAUUUAAAUUACAAGCUUCAAAAAAAAGUGAAAUGAGUUAUUAAAGAAAAAUUUUAUGCAACAAAUAGUUUCUGUGAGAACUGUUGUAGUUAAGCAAAUAAUUUGCAUGUGGAUUAUUUUCAGCAGUUCCAUAUAUUUGUCCCAUAUAAAAUCAUACUAGCGUUAUAUAUGCAUGCAAAAUUUCAGAUAUUAAAGAUAUUUUGGACGUUAAUCAUAAAACAGUUUAAAAAAUCAAUUUUUAAAUUACUCAAUUAUUGUUGUGCUUUACAUAAUAAUAAAAAAAAUACAAAAUUAAUAAAAGUUCUUUAGAAAAUUUCAAUAUUUUUAAAAAUAUCUUUUUUUAAUUUUCUUUGGAAAAUGUCUAAAGAAAAUUUCUCUUUUCUGAAUGAAAACUACAGCAUGUUAUUUUUCGUUGUUAAAUUUAUACUUUUCUGAAAAUACUUCAAUGAAACUAUAAAGACAGUUCAGGUAGAAAUGGAUAAUCUAUAGAUCGACAAUUUUGAAACUAGUGAAAUGAAGAAAUAAUUGUAUUGGUUGUACAACAAUAGAGCUGUUAAAGAAAUAUUAUUGCACUUAUAUAAUGCAAUUUGAAAAAGUUAUAUUGGUUUUUAUUUCAAACCAAAUAUUUUAUUGUAUUCGAGUUUGACAAAUAAAAGAUUUUUGAGUUUUCAA